Messenger RNA from Guyanagaster necrorhizus, 699 nucleotides. Its product is annotated as acyl-CoA N-acyltransferase. Gene Ontology annotation, molecular function: acyltransferase activity, transferring groups other than amino-acyl groups. The transcript has 4 exons. Bases 1 to 699 code for a protein of 232 amino acids. NCBI's taxonomy places the organism in Eukaryota, Fungi, Basidiomycota, Agaricomycetes, Agaricales, Physalacriaceae. Gene Ontology annotation, cellular component: nucleus. The record is from RefSeq and is a predicted model, not a curated record.
AUGUCUGCCUACGGUACUAUUCAAAGAGUAUAUGCUGGAGAUGGUCUUCCCUCUACCAUUUGGUAUUCUCCUUCGAAGGCCAAGUAUGCAACCAUAUACCACUUGACGCUCCAAACAGCAAAACCCCUUAACGGUCUGAUCGAGUAUCUUCAUCAAAUUUUCGCCAAAGAAGUUGACGAUGGGAGGUCUUAUCCACAGGAGGGGCCCAUCGAUCUCGCAGCUUUCGAGAGCUAUUUCUUUGCCGCCGACGUAUUCGUAGCGAUUCUUGGAGCCCCAGAGCAUGCCGAAGAUUUCGAAGAACCUAAAGAGUCGCCUUUAGGAGUAGCAGAGGCCACGAUAGGGAGAUCUUGGGAGGACUGCGUCAUAGGAUUCUAUUAUGUCAAACCAAACUAUCCAGGACGGUCAUCCCAUAUUUGCAACGCCGGGUUUGUGGUCCCGCCAUCCCAGCGGGGACAGGGGGCCGGGUCCAUCCUGGCCAAGUCCUACGUCCAUUACGCGCCCAAACUCGGGUAUCAAGCCAGCGUCUUCAACCUCGUAUACGUCAACAACACCGCGUCAAUCAGUCUAUGGGAAAGACUCGGAUUUACGAAAGCGGGACGGAUUCCACGUGCAGGAAGAUUGAGGAAAAAAGACGGAACUGGCGAAGAAUACGUAGAUGCCUGGGUAUUUUACAAGAGCUUCAUUGACGCCGAGGCGUAG